UACCUGUUUCUUUCUCUUGCACUCACUUGCUCGGUAUGGAACUUGAUUAUGUAGCUUACGGUGAAGUGAGAGAAAACUGAAUUUAUUACAACUAAUUAUUAGUUCAUAGAUAACUGCGUGAAAUGGCAGAGGAGUGUUUUGAAGACCUCGAUCCAUUCAACUGUCCCAUCUGUCUGGAGGCACUCCAGGAUCCAGUGACGAUUCCCUGCGGACACAACUACUGCAUGAGCUGUGUUAAAGACUACUGGGAUAGAAAUGGCAGCAAAGACACGGGCUACAGAUGCCCUCAGUGCAGGAAGACCUUCUCGCCUAGACCUGUCCUCAACAAAAACACCAUGUUUGCAGAAGUGGUGGAGCGGUUUAAAAACACAGGCCUUCAGGAUCCUCCACCUGCACGUUAUGAUGGACCUAGACGCACGGAAAGAGAAAUCCACACAGCAACAAACUCCAAAAACGUCAAGAUGUGUCCAGAAAGUGAGGAUUUGUGCUGCAGGGCCCAGCUGAGAUACCAUAACCGUGACUAUCCCAGAGAAAAGCACACAGUUAUUGUUGUAAACGGGGAACCUAAAGGAAAUAUUUGUUUGCAGCACAACAAGCUACUGGAGUUUCCUUGUCGGACAGACCAACGGUUCAUCUGCCCACUGUGUCUUAAUGAAGCCCACCAAGGACAUGAAGCCUUUUCAUUGGCACCUCAGAAGACAAAAACACUAGAGCGCAGUACGACUCUAGAGAAACGAGAGCACAGGAGUACAGACAAAACAACUGGACAUGGUAGGGGACAAUGUAAAAGGAGGACUCAUGGCUCUAGGCAUAGACAUGGACAUGGACACAGGAGCGGACAGACCCGGGGCUCACGUGCUAAAAUAGGGCAUCAAACUCACCGGCAUAAAAGCAGUAAACACAGAGAUCAAUUGCAUGGGCACAGUCAUGGUGCUGGACACCAGAAGAGACGACUGGGAAUCAUGGUCAUGACAGGACCUGGCACUAGAAGAACCUCUGCGGAUCAAUUUAGAGCUGUUUGAACCUUGAUUUUGAGCACAAUGUUACAAGUGCAUUUUUGUUAUCUAGAGGAAUGUUGCUUAUGCUGGAUUCGGACACGGACUGAAAGCUUGCGUCAUUUAUUUUGUGAGUCAGCAAUCCAUUUCUGGAUGCAUUUUAGGUUCAUUCUAUUGGAUUGCGCAUGAUUGUUUGAUGCUGUUUGUUCUCAAUUCAGUGAAACACCCAACACAUCUAAAAUAACUAAGAUCACAUGUGUUAUUAAUACUGAAAACAGCCGGUUUUGAAGAGUUAUGAUGUUUCCUGAAUGUUGUAUCGGUUUUAUUUUUAUUUUUUAGCACAUGUAUUAGGGAUUGUUUUCUUUGCAGCUGUUUAAUUACUAAAAUGGCUUGAUUUUGUGACAACUUCAAAUUAAAAUUUCAUGACUUUUCAGUUCAGUGCUCAUAACAAAAAUCAAUUUCUUGCAGAGAGAGAGAGAAAAAAAAAAAGUAUUGAGUAAAGAAAUUCACAUUAUUGUUUCCUGGCCUGGAAAAAAACUAACUGUGAAUUAUUUACUGUUUGUAUUACUACGGUUUGGAAUUUCCCAUUUUUUCUCAAUAAAUAAAAGGAUUAUUCAGUGUCUUUGAUUGGUUAAGCCAAUCUAUUGGAAACAUCACUAAAACAUUCAAAUGAGAAGGAAAAUUACAUAAUAUAUUAAUUCCUAUUGUACCGAAAAUGACUGUGGUUUGUUUUAAAAAAAAAAAAAAAAAGUACUAACACUUGUGAUAAGUAUGAAAAAGUUACCGUUUUCCAUGUAAAUUAAGUUCUUACCACAUCAUUAAUUUGCAGUCUAAACAUAUCUUGUGUAUUUUCCCUUAAAAAAUUAUUGUAAUAUGGUCACACUGGAAAACUUAAACAUAAAAUAUCAAACUAUCCAGUGAGAACAUGAGGUGUUAUAAAUGACACUUGGAAAUGAGAUCAGAUCUGAUCACACUUCUCUCUCUAC
Molecule: messenger RNA, 1981 nt
Organism: Carassius gibelio (silver crucian carp)
Lineage: Eukaryota; Metazoa; Chordata; Actinopteri; Cypriniformes; Cyprinidae
Exons: 1
Coding region: 123-1022 (299 amino acids)
Molecular function (GO): zinc ion binding
Source: RefSeq, a predicted model, not a curated record